AUGUCGGCCUCACCUUCGGAUUCGACUGGUACCUCGGACUCUGAGUCAAGCCGUGCACCAUCACCUCCUCAAUUCCAGGGACCACCAGCAGCCAGUACUCGCUCAAAGAAGUCUAUGGCUCAGGCAACCGCAAGUUCUGAUCCAGUCCCUCUCACCCCUCAGCCUCCCUCAGCCAGUACUCGCGCAAAGAAGCAGUCCGUUCAGUCGACCAAAUCAAGCCCUGGCAUCAAGCCAUGGAACAUCCAGAGCACCAAGUCUGUUACCCGCCGCGACCACAACAAAGUCACCAGUCCAGCCGUCGGCUCUGGUCAGACCUCCGGAUCUACCACACUGCCCAGUGAUGUCGAAGUGGAGAUCGUUGCACCAGUCAACCAAACUCCUAAGCCUGCUGAUGCCAGCAAUGCCGAGUCUAGCCACUAUCCCACUCUNGAACCUGCUCGUCUGAUUUCUAGCAAGACGUUCGACAACGCUGUCCGUCAAGCCGUCAAUUGCAGAAUGCCGAUGAAGAUCAAGUUCCAAAUCUUCCUCCGUGAGCUGGACAAGAAUGCUUCUCACUAUGGACAUCUGAAAGUACCACCAACUCUCGAGACCAGCCUUCGUGAACUGCUUCAAGCCGUCACUUACCAGCAUUCGGCUAGAUUCCUCACAAUGGCCGAGGCACGCAGAUUCUGGGAGACUGUCAGAGAUCUACAGGACACUGAAUGGAAGGUCUACCAAACCCUGGAAGAUGUCACCAAUCUUUUGACCGCCAAAUCCGAUUUCGACAAGUCCGAAGCUGAAAUGAUUCUUGGUCAGCUAACCACCAUCAAUACCGCCAUCGAAGCAUUCUGCACUCGCAUGUCUGCUCACCUCACGCUUACAGCUGAGCAAAGCAGCAUCUUUGGCGAAGGUGAUCUCACAGACCGCCAACUUCUUUACUUCCGCCUCGCCAGCACUAACGAUCUGCCUUCGGUCGAGGAGCGUUUCCGCCUUCUCUGGGCUGUCUACCCUGUUCAUGGUAUGAGACUCCGUUUCCACGGCUGGAACCGAGCUCUUUCUGGAAACAAUGCUGCCCUGAAGACCACGUUGAACACACUCUCUGCCACUAUCGCUGCUGCUGGCAAUGUCGAAGAAGUCCAGACUGAGGCUCGUGGCCUCAAGAGAAAGGCCGAGGACGAGAAUGAGGAUGAGAAUGAGCAGUGA
Molecule: messenger RNA, 1182 nt
Organism: Aureobasidium musti
Lineage: Eukaryota; Fungi; Ascomycota; Dothideomycetes; Dothideales; Saccotheciaceae
Source: the annotation of a GenBank genome assembly